Molecule: messenger RNA, 2139 nt
Organism: Gilbertella persicaria
Lineage: Eukaryota; Fungi; Mucoromycota; Mucoromycetes; Mucorales; Choanephoraceae
Exons: 1
Coding region: 358-2016 (552 amino acids)
Source: RefSeq, a predicted model, not a curated record
UUGAACAACGAAAUUCAUAAUAAGGAAGCAUCUAUUUUCUGAUUUAUUUCUGCAGAUAUGACAAGUAAGAAAACAUUUAGCCUCAGGCUUUGUACUUGAAGAUUUCUCGACUGAUUCCUUCAUUUCUCCUUCUUCUUUUCACCACUGUUUCGCUUGGCUUAACUUUUAUAUAGUCCUUGUCUCAUUUUUGACUUCAUUUUAUCUCUUUUAAUCUUAUAACUCAUUGUCGAGUACCUCUUUCUUGUAGCCCUAUCGCGCUACAAAAUACGUGAGGCAAAUAAAAUCAUUUAAAAAAACAAAUUAUGCGCCUUCUUUCUUUCACACCUUUCACGCGCUUUAUUUUCCAUUUGCUGCAACAUGCGUCCACCACUCCCUCAUGGUAUCAACCCUAACUUUAAGAUCAAUGAAGCAGAGGCCAAAAAGCACAAGCUAUAUAAAUCAAUUAUUGGUAUACCUGUGUCAAAAUGGAAUUCAGCUUCUGAACUGGCUAAAAGCGCGUUAAAUAACAAUCCUAAAAGUGAUGAAAAGACCUAUGAUAAAUUCAAAGCUACUUUUAAGAUUAUUAGCAAGCGCUUUAUUCAGCAACCUGCCUUGGUUCGUUUCACUAAACUUCUGGUUGAAUAUAUGGAUUUGGAGACCACCAGAAAUAAAUUUAAUGAUGCCAUUGAAGAAGCUGUUUUAGACAACAUACUCAUAAUUGAAGAAGAAAAGUCUAGAAAAAGAAUCAAAAUCAUACAAACUCAAACUCUCAACCAAGAGCUUUCUGCUGAAAUCAGUUGCUCUUCGACGGUAGCUGAGAAAGAUGAAAAUGAUACUAUUGCUAAUGAUUUGACCAAUAUCACGGGGCAAGCAGCGGAUGAGACAGGUUACAUACAAAAGAUAAUCUACGAAGACGCAGAGAAACUUCAUGAUAGAUAUAAAGAAAGUGAUGACUUGACUCCUGUUGAAAGGAAACGUAUGUGUGCCGGCCUUUCUGGGAUGCUUGAUAUCAGUGAUAGCUCAUACCAUAGCCAGAGACUUCUGUUUGGCACCAGUAAAUGGAAGAAUAUAAAUGAGUAUUACUCCCGAUUUAGACAGUCAUUUUUCCACACAAAACUUGAUUCCAACCUUAAUUCAUUAUAUGAAAUAUGGGACACUAUUCACAAGGCGCUUACAACGGAUCAUAAUUUCUUUCAAGCCCGAAGAACCUUCAAUCGCCUCUCUAGUGAAAACGAUAUUAAUGAAUACGUUUUUAAACAACUACAAAUAAUUGACUAUUUUCUCGACACCUUUGACAAUAAGCAAUUUGUUCUGAAUCCCAAAGAUCCGAUGAAAUUGACGGAACGAGAUUAUGAAUCACAGAUUUGGGUUCCUCUCUUCACCAAAUUAUUCAGCAUAAAGAAAAACCUUCUCGUCCGAAUCAAGACAGGUGAAUCAGUACCUGAAGAAUCAACAAAAAGAAAAGCUGAACAGUAUGAAAACGAUAAGAAUGUUAUUGGAUUUAAAGUCGACUUAAGGCUGAUUCACGACCAUAAGAAGUUGGAAAUAGACUUGGCAAGUACUGAAGUAGCCCUUUCGUGUGCUGAUGAAGUCAAAUUGUGUCACAAUGAAUCCAAGUUACUAAGAGAAUCCAUGAUUAAUACAGAAAUAAUACAUCACCUUAUUGAAAGCGAAGAUUAUAUAUAUACCUGGACUAUUAGAAUUAUUGGUUUGACUGCUGUCUUCUCAAAAGUUCUUUAUGAUGAUGAAUACAAGAUAUAUGUCAACGUUUAUCAAUUCACAUUUCAUUUUCCUACCUGUAUCAGUGAACUUGAAGAUUUAAAAGAUAAUCUGGAAUUGUUGUUCAAAUUUAAAGAAGAUACCGAGCGAAUUGCAAGCAAAGUUCAAAAAGCAUUGAAACAUGCCGAGCGGCAAUACCAUUGUUCUGAAGACUUUCCCCCCGAAAGGAAGCUUGCUCCUGAACCAUCCAUAUACUUUACUCCACCUAGAAACGAAGCACGCCGUUCAGUUCUGCCAUUCAAAGGUAAAACUCUUUGAUUAACCAAAGUUAACUAUUAUACAACCAAACAGUACGACACUUUUUUAUUUUAUUUUAUUUUAUUUAAAGAACAAUGUAUUAACGUUUCUAUUGAUAUUAAAAUGAUUUAUUAUUGAAGAUAC